This is a messenger RNA of Zea mays, 826 nucleotides long. RefSeq names its product RING-H2 finger protein ATL2L. The record is from RefSeq and is marked validated. Gene Ontology annotation, biological process: protein ubiquitination. NCBI's taxonomy places the organism in Eukaryota, Viridiplantae, Streptophyta, Magnoliopsida, Poales, Poaceae. Gene Ontology annotation, molecular function: ubiquitin protein ligase activity.
CUAUAUAUCCACACGGACGCAGCCCGCGCCUUUGUGCCCUCCGGAGCGCACGGCGGCGGCCUCCUGCCGACCUUCGCGGUAGCAAGCUAGCCGCAGCUAGCGUCUCUUUCAUCCGUCCUCCUGCGCCGGCCGUCAUGACCUUCCCGCUGGUUUGCUACUGCAACGCGGUGCCGCGCCCCGUGGCCGCGCUGUUCAAGACCAUCCACGCCGCGGCGCUGGUGGUCGUGCUGGUCCUCUGCUUCCUGGGCCUCUACGAGUUCCCCUACGACCCCGAGGACCACGCGCCGGUGAUCAACGGGCGGGCCCGCGGCGGGCGGGACGCCCCUGGGCCGGAGGCGGUGAAGCGGCACCUCCCGCUCGUCGAGUUCCUGGAGCUGAUGGUGGUGGCUCCGUCGCCGUCGUCGGGGGCGGAGGCGGCUCCGACGUGCCGGGUGUGCCUGGAGAGGCUGGAGGCGGCGGACGGGGUGCGGCGGCUGGGAAACUGCGCCCACGCGUUCCACGCGCGCUGCAUCGACCGCUGGAUCGACCUGGGCGAGGUGACGUGCCCGCUGUGCCGCUCCCACCUGCUGCCGCGCCGGCGCGCCGGCCUGCUUGGCAUGGCACGGCUUGGCGACGGCUAGUAUAGUCGCCCGUCCGUCCGUACCUGGUUGUUUCCUUGCCACGUGACGUGCGUGCCCGUGCCCGUGUGCUUGGCUUUCAGGCGCGCGGCACUGGUGCCGGAUGGGGGCGGACCAACCGUGAACUGAUCGCGAUUAGGACGAUGGACUAACCACCAACCUGAUGUUAUUAAUGAAUGGGCGCAAGUUAAAUUAACCGGAGGAGGUUG